Messenger RNA from Paralichthys olivaceus (Japanese flounder), 2779 nucleotides. RefSeq names its product GRAM domain-containing protein 2B. Lineage: Eukaryota; Metazoa; Chordata; Actinopteri; Pleuronectiformes; Paralichthyidae. The record is from RefSeq and is a predicted model, not a curated record.
UUUGGGCUCAUUACCCUAAUGAGCCGCGGAUGAGUCGAGGAGGAGGAGGAGGAGGAGGAGAAACACGGAGAAGCCAAAACAAGGGACGAGCGGCGUCAGGCGUGGAGCGUCGUUUGUACACGAGCCGAGCACCGCUGGCUGAAGGAAGGAUGCUCGAGAACAAGAGGGAGAGAUUGAAAACCUUCAUCCGCAAAAUCGACGAGAAGGCCAUCGUCCGAAUCAAGCACUUCAUGAGAGAGAGCUAUCCAGUAGAGAGCAGCGGUGGUGGACUGCCAGACAAAGUGAAGAAAAGCAGGAGUAGCUCGAGCAAUGGCAGCAUCAAGAAGGUGGAGACGAGGAAAGCCUUGAGCCUGGAGGCAGCCCAGAUGGAGAUCCAGCAACAACACAAAACCCUCACCAGACAAUUAGCCAGAUCGCAGACGUUCGAUGUCGACAACAGAGGCUCAGGGAAGACGGAAGGCACAGGAACACAAAGUAGUUUCAUAAAGCACAACAAGACAUUCCACAAGUUGUUUCCUCACAUUCCUGAGAGUGAAGACUUGAUACAUGCAUACAUCUGUGCCCUGCAAAAGGAAGUGCCCUACCAUGGUCGACUGUACAUCACAGACACUCAUGCCUGUUUCUACUCUUCAGUCUUACUCAAGGACACAAAGGUAGUGAUUCCAGUUUCCUGCAUUCACAUAGUGAAGAAGCAGAACACGGCUUUACUCGUGCCCAACGCCUUGUCGCUCCGCACCACAGAGGGAGAUAAGUACUUGUUCGUGUCGCUGCGGAACAGAGAAUCGUGUUAUCAGCUGCUGCGAUCAGUCUGUCCUCAGAUAGAGGACGGUAGCACAAAUAGUAGCCCCAUCUUCUCCUCAGCUGAGACCAGCUUUGAUAAAAGCAAACUUGUGAACUCCAGUCUGUCAAGUCUGGAUGAUAGCUUCGACCAGUUCGAUGGUUCUGUGUCUCAGUCUUUACCUGAGCAGCCUCAGCAUAAACCAGACAAAGAGGCCGUGCCUAAUGAAAAUGACUCUGCAUUCAGGAGCGUGCACACACAGCAGAGUGAUAGUUCGUCUUCAGAGGAGCUGUCAGUGUCAGGUUCAGGUGGAUCAUGGGUUUGGAAUAUGACAGAAAAGGCCAAGUCUCUGCUGGUUCAGAGAGAGGCCAGCACGCUCAACACUCUGCUCUUCGUUUACUUGAUUUUGGUUGUGCUGCUGCUGCUGUCCUCAGGCUACAUCGGUUUGCGGAUCGUGGCUCUGGAGGAACAGCUGACAUCACUCGGGGCGCUGCCUGAGUUCACUUUACAGAGCGGGUCCCGCCAAGACACAUAACACUCAGCGACUGAAGGAGAGAUUGAUUGACUUAUGACUGGAGGAUAUUUUUGGCCUCUUCCCAGCAGAACCCAGCGGGAGAACUCCAAUGUACUUGGACCAUGCUUCCAACAUGGCCUACCCUGUCGGCUCGAGGAAGAGUGGCCGACCUGUGCAAUUUCAAAGACGACUUGUCAACUUGAAGGGCUAUACUUCCUCCUGCUGCAGUAAACACAAAAGGACAUGCCACGACUUGAGUCACACCGAGCCAAAACGCAUACACACACUGCCUGGCUGCAGCGUGUCUGUCAUUCAAACCAAAGCAGAAUGGUUUUACUUUAGCAAGGUGCCACACUAGCCAAGUUUGAGGGGGCACUUUCCUGACAAACUGUCUCACAUCUGUGAACUUGUGUUACUCAUUGUCCUUCAUAUGUUCUCUUCACCUUGAGCAUGCAGUCUGAACAGGGCUAUACCAGUCAGCAUCAGCCUGUUGUAGUGCUUAGUUUUGCACCUCGACAGAGGAGCCAUAGUGCUAUGCGUAGCCAAAGAUGCACACAGUGCACAUCUAUUGCAUGAGUGCACAGAGAUGACUUGACUUUCUGUUUCUAAUUAUCUUAUUCACCAUUCCAUCUAUCAUCAGUGUAACAAACCUGUCUCUCUGUUUGGAUUGGGUACUUCUCUUCGAAUGGCUCUUAAUCAGCUGUGGGUUGAAAUGAUGAAAACUGAAAUUUCUAAUUCAGAUCAGCCUGCAGAGGCUUGAUUCUCUCCUGAUGGUCUUCCUCUUUCUCUCUUUCACCAAUCAGCAAUGAUUGCAGUAUUACUUUCCUCAUCGUUGGCAUGAUUUAAAUGUAUUUAGUGAUCAAUGCUGAGAGGUAAUUCUUUUCUCCAGUCUCUUCUGGACGAAUGCAUCAUCAAUGCACAAAUAUUUAGUACAACAGGCCACGAGGAGGUAGUCUCAGAUGCAACCAUAUGUUUUGUGUACGACUUUUCUAUGACUUUGGUCUUAUACAGAGUAGACGUUAAGAUGUCUGUUCACGUACUGUCUGCCAUGACUCGGAAACCAUGUUGUGUUCAAGUACGAACCUCUUUUUGACAGGCCUCUUGAGGACCGAGUGGCGUUUUUAGAAUUUUCAGAUUAUUUAAAGUAGCACCUAUAAUUUAUUUCUGAUGUUCGUGCAUGUGUCUUCAAUAUCGACACUUGACUGAUAGGAGGAUUUACAACCACACUUGCUGCAAGGUCCAAGUUUUCAUCAGCAAAAAGACGAGUGGUCCUGAAAAGAAAUUUCAAUAUGCAACAAAUGAUUAUGCAUGGCAAAGUGUAAUUUAAUUGUGUGCUGUUUUUAAAUGGAGCUUGAUGUAUUUGGGGAUUAAAUUGUGUAAGAAGAAGGAAAAAAAAAAACAAACAACCGUGAGUGAAACGAACGGCUCAAGUGAGCGAGCGCACUUUAAAUAAAAAAAUGUGUUGUGCCUGUCGCUAUCCAUGAUGG